AUGUUGCCGCGACACCUCUCGUUAUUGGUACCCGAGCUGAGGUACGAUCCGGCUACACGACCGUCCUGGGACGCUAAAGAUGUACGAGCCCUCACGACCACACCUCGUCUUCCGCACAAAACUAAUGCACUAGACGCGAAACCAGACCGAGCCUCUACCGCGCAACAUGGGCGCACCACUGACCGCACACUAUCUUCGUGUUUCGGUGUCUUGAUACCACUGGGACAGCAUGUGAGCGCGGAAGACCUGCAUCUUGAGAUACCAAACACCGAGACCGUGCGAAAGACCAAGGGACAGUAUACAGCAGUGCCUGGACUACAGCGCUCCGAAGCAAGCCGGAUGAGAUCCGCGAACAUGAUCGAGUUCCUUCAAUACACACCAACAACGGCAAGAGACUCCCGCGGACGAACAAAGAUGGUGAAGAAACGUGAGUAUCCGCUCUACCAGCCAACGAAGUUCCGUCAUUUCGUACCUUUAACAGAGAAGUUCGUGAAGAUACCCGAGAAGGAGGUCGAUAUCUGCGAGCCGCCGAAGGGUAAACGAAAGCGCAUCCCGUGCAGAGCGCCUUCGCCGCCGGCGCAAGUUCUGCGUUCUACUUGCCGAGUGCUUAGUGCUGAGGAGCAGGAUCGGUGGAAGAUACCACCGCUGGUGUCGGGUUGGAACAGCCGGAAUAGAUACGCUAUACCUCUCGACAAGAGACUGGCGUCAGAUGGAAGGGGAUUGCAAAACGACACCAUCAUCGUCAGCAACUUCCACGAGUUCUGCGAAGCCCUAGAGGCUGUCGAACGAUACGCAAGCGAAGACGUCCGCCAACAGGCUAUGCUAGCGCAGUGUCUCAAGGGUGAUAAUAUGUUGCAGAAUGAAGAGCGCCUCUGCGAGAUUGCAUAUCAACAUCGGCAGCAGUGCACGAAUUGUGCCCGCCGCCGCGGCCAGUCUUCUCGACUCCGAAGGUGA
Alternaria metachromatica is the source of this 954-nucleotide messenger RNA. RefSeq lists its product as uncharacterized. The transcript has a single exon. NCBI's taxonomy places the organism in Eukaryota, Fungi, Ascomycota, Dothideomycetes, Pleosporales, Pleosporaceae. Gene Ontology annotation, cellular component: spliceosomal complex. Bases 1 to 954 code for a protein of 317 amino acids. Gene Ontology annotation, biological process: mRNA splicing, via spliceosome. The record is from RefSeq and is a predicted model, not a curated record.